AUGCUCUCUCGUUUCGGCUUCGGGCAAGAAGCCAUCGCUGCAAGCGGCAGUGACGCCGAGAUCGCGGCUUUUCUUGAGAAGGAAGCGGAGGAAGCAAAUGCUAAGAAGAAAAAGGAUAACAAACAGAAGAAACAAACUGAUGAAGACCGUCCCAAGUUGUUCAUGGAGCUGACAUUGUCCGAGCAGCGGAAACUGGGGCAAAAGGCGCCAGUGUUACGCCAAGUGGAGGGAGAUUCAGUCAACCAGCGGAUUCGACUGUACCGGCGCACGAUCUUCUUUCACAUUCAUUCCAAGCUCGACCACAAUGGCUAUAUUGCUCAACGACUGCGCUUGAAUAACCAGAAUCCUAACGGCAAAGAUGAAAAGGGUCGGACUGCGCUGCAUUAUGCUUGUAGACAUGGUGCGGAGGGGGUAGUUCGAACGCUUCUCCACGAGGAAACCACGAUCGAUGACCCAGAUUUGGAAAUGCGCUGGACUCCCUUGCACUAUGCUGUAAUGGGAGGACAUGAGAAAAUUGUGCAGCGGCUAGUGGAAAAGGCCCCAGUGCGGCGUAUCACGAUCAACCGGAAAGAUAAAAAUGGAAUGACGCCGCUGAUGCUGGCUUGCGGUGAGGACCAUGCUGGCGUUGCUAAGCUACUGCUUCGCAAAAAGGCUUUCAUCGACGAAACGGAUAACGACGGCUGGAGCGCACUUCACUAUGCCGCUGCGAACGACGCUGCUCUAGCUGCGGAAGUCCUCGUUCAAUACGACAUCAACCUCAAGGCCAGGACGGAAUCCACGAACGAGACUGCGCUCGAAAUGGCCGAACGACUUCGCUCACAUCUUGUCGCCAUUUUACUAUACGAAGUGACGUAUCGAACGCAUUAG
Molecule: messenger RNA, 867 nt
Organism: Phytophthora nicotianae INRA-310
Lineage: Eukaryota; Oomycota; Peronosporomycetes; Peronosporales; Peronosporaceae
Exons: 9
Coding region: 1-867 (288 amino acids)
Molecular function (GO): protein binding
Source: RefSeq, a predicted model, not a curated record